UGUUCAGUUUAUUUUUGCAUUCUGUAAUUAAACUGAAUCUUCUUUGUGUUUGUUUCUGUUCCCCUUCACAUGCAUCCUUCAUGUUGGCAUUGACGUAAAGUUUUUGUUGCUAGGUCACCGAGCCUUGCAACUAGAUAGUAACCAGAUGAUGAAGUUGCUUUCACUUUUAAUGAUCUAAAAAUAUGCCAUGCUUGCUAUUUACUGUAUUAUACUAGUAAAGAAUAUAAUAUUGUAUUCUACAUUUGUAGAAAAUGUUGGAUGAGUGCCAGGACCGAAGAACGUGCCAGCUCCUCGUUAGCAGCCGAUUAUUCGGUUCAGACCCGUGUCCAGGAACCGGCAAAUAUCUUGUUGUACAGUACAAGUGCCGACCAAAUGAAUAUAAGAGUAAAGUGGCGUGUGAAGACGACAAGUUGAGGCUGACCUGUAAGAAGAACACUGUUAUUGCUAUCUAUUCGGCCAUCUUUGGUCGGUCACAUGGAGGCAGCUUGGAAUGUCCAUUGCUAAAUCUAGGCUUCCCUUCUGUAGAGUGCCAGUCAGCUUUGGCCCUUCCAGUGAUGAACAAGCGAUGCCAAGGCAGGAGAAGCUGUAGUGUUUAUGCCAGCACGUAUGAAUUUGGAGACCCAUGUUACCCCGGUGUCCGAAAACAUCUUAAUGUCAUCUAUACUUGUGGUGAGUAG
Messenger RNA from Xenopus laevis (African clawed frog), 677 nucleotides. Its product is annotated as protein eva-1 homolog C-like. Bases 252 to 677 code for a protein of 141 amino acids. The record is from RefSeq and is a predicted model, not a curated record. The transcript has 3 exons. NCBI's taxonomy places the organism in Eukaryota, Metazoa, Chordata, Amphibia, Anura, Pipidae.